This is a messenger RNA of Rhinolophus ferrumequinum (greater horseshoe bat), 3664 nucleotides long. It is a transcript of the gene BROX, whose product is annotated as BRO1 domain and CAAX motif containing. The coding region runs from base 335 to 1570 and encodes 411 amino acids. Lineage: Eukaryota; Metazoa; Chordata; Mammalia; Chiroptera; Rhinolophidae. The transcript is spliced from 13 exons. The record is from RefSeq and is a predicted model, not a curated record.
CUCUGCUCUUCGCCUGUGGAGACGAGGCUGCAGCUGAAGAGAAAAGACUAGGGCGGAGCAGCUAGGAAAGGGUCCAGGCACAGGGCGUUCGGAGGGGGAUGCGGCAACGCGGCAGCCUCCGCCCUCCAGCGGCGCGCACGGCCGCCUCGGGAGCUGUCAUGGCCGCCUGAUCACGUGACUCCGGCUCGGCGCAGGCCCAGUUUCCUGUCGCUCUCCCUCCGUAGCCUAGUUCUCCGCCUCCCUCCCUUUCUCGCUUGCCGGCUCGGACACUGCCUUUCUUCUCUCGGGAGGACUGCUGACCGGACUCCGAGAAAUCCGGAAACAUUUGGAGAAAAUGACACAUUGGUUUCAUAGGAACCCAUUAAAAGCCACAGCUCCUGUUUCUUUUAACUACUAUGGCGUAGUGACUGGUCCUGCUGCUUCAAAAAUUUGCAGUGACUUGAAAUCAUCCAGAGCACGACUGCUUGAGCUGUUCACUGAUUUGAGCUGUAAUCCAGAAAUGAUGAAGAAUGCAGCAGACUCAUAUUUUUCCCUUUUACAAGGUUUCAUAAAUUCAUUGGAUGAAUCUAGCCAAGAAAGCAAGUUAAGAUAUAUUCAGAAUUUCAAGUGGACUGAUACACUACAAGGACAGGUUCCAAGUGCCCAGCAGGAUGCUGUUUUUGAAUUGAUUUCCAUGGGAUUUAAUGUAGCUUUAUGGUAUACCAAAUACGCUUCAAGACUGGCUGGAAAAGAAAACGUAACAGAAGAGGAAGCAAAAGAGGUCCAUCGAAGCCUAAAAAUUGCAGCUGGGAUUUUUAAACAUUUAAAGGAAAGUCAUAUCCCAAAGCUUAUCACACCUGCAGAAAAGGGGAGAGAUUUAGAAGCGCGACUUGUAGAAGCUUAUAUUAUCCAGUGUCAGGCUGAAGCUCAAGAAGUAACAAUUGCUCGAGCAAUUGAACUGAAACAUGCUCCAGGACUAAUUGCUGCACUGGCCUAUGAAACGGCCAAUUUCUAUCAAAAAGCUGAUCAUACUUUAUCCAGUUUGGAGCCUGCCUACUCUGCUAAAUGGAGAAAAUAUCUUACCUUGAAAAUGUGUUUCUACACAGCUUAUGCUUACUGUUAUCACGGUCAAACUUUGUUGGCUAGUGAUAAAUGUGGUGAAGCAAUCAGGUCUCUCCAAGAAGCAGAAAAAUUUUAUGCCAAGGCAGAAGCAUUGUGCAAAGAAUAUGGAGAAACCAAAGGUCCUGGACCAACAGUCAAACCUUCGGGACACUUGUUCUUUCGGAAACUAGGAAAUCUUGUAAAGAAUACUCUAGAAAAAUGUCAGAGAGAAAAUGGAUUUAUUUACUUUCAAAAAAUUCCAACAGAAGCCCCACAACUGGAACUCAAAGCAAAUUAUGGCCUCGUAGAGCCUGUACCUUUCGAAUUUCCUCCCACAAGUGCACACUGGACACCGGAAACGCUGGCUGCUUUUGAUCUCACCAAGAGACCCAAGGAUGACAGUACCAAACCCAAGCCAGAAGAAGUGGUAAAACCUGUGAAAGAACCAGAUAUCAAACCUCAAAAGGACACUGGGUGCUACAUCUCCUAAAAUACAUCCAUACGGAGUGCACUUGGAAUUUCUCUAGUAGUAGAUAAGAUUAAACCAUGAACUUUAGUUAACAUUUCUUGAAAUGAUAUCUCUGAAGCCUAUAGAAUAAUAUAGUACAUUCAGAGGGAAUCUGCCUUCAGUCUGUUUGCUCUUGAUUUUUAAUAUAGUCAAUCUUUGUUUCCACACUCCUUUUUCACCAGGACAACGUGUGAAAGAUUUUAUUGUGCUUCUGAAGGGCAUAUUUGAGGGUUUGGGUUUUUUCCUCCCCCUGAACUCUGGGCAGUAAUAAGUUACAGGUUAAUAUAUUAUAGGCCAGAAUCAUGUGGUUUCAGGUAUGUUUUUCUGUCUUCACAAAAAAAGUUUAUUUUCCUUCUUAUUUGAUACCACUAGAAUGACAGGAGUCUGUUUUUGACAGUUUUUUCCUUCAUUUUGUUAAUUGUAAUACAGACUUGUUACGUUCUGAGUCAGUUAACUUUUCUGGGGGGAAAAAGAAAGUUAUUUACAGUUAAACAUCAGAAAAUCUUCGUACCAAAUCCCUUGCGUAUUUUUUAAUCUAUAAUUUACUCAAAAAUUGGUGUUUACAGGUAUGUUGAGACCAUCUAAGAACUUACUCCUAUAUUAUGUAGCCCUCCACUUUGUUUCAGUUUCCAUAAACCUGCAAUGAUUUUACAAGUACCUUUCUAAAGGGCUUUUAAAGGAGAGAACAUUGUAACAGCUCGUAAUGUUUCUAUAUGAUAGAAGAAAGAAUGAAAGAUUUUUGCAGAUGCUAAAUAAUUCAUGAUGUGAAGAAAAAACUUGAAACCUAACGGAGAUGGGUUGUCCUGGAAUACACUGGUAACUAUUUCUUUGUUACCUGGUUUCAUUGUACAUUGUUUUUAUAUAGUUUUCUAAUAUCCACUUUCUGUUAGAAAUGUAUUGCUUUAGGCCGAAGGUCAUACAGAAACUUAACAGAUACAGUAUCAUAUUAAAAAUAGUUUGUAAUAUUUGCAACAAUUAGUAUAUAUACAAACUUGGGAUAUAGUGGAUGCAUAACACAUUAACAAAAGUCCUGCAUCUGUAGGUUUAUCUUCUUUGGAUUGUUCUCCUGGGGCAUUAGCUAAUUUUCCUAUUAUAAAUGGAUUGGUUCCUUAGUAGAAAUAAUAGUAGUGUAUAUUAGGAGCUUAUGACAUGGGCUGAGCACUUCCAUAAACAAACCCUUGAAUCCACACACCAACUCCGUGAGAAAUAAGUAAAAUCUGCAUAAAGUGUUGAAAUAGGAAUAAACACUUCAUUAUGAAGAAUGAAUGGAUUAUGCCUUUCUAAAUCAAUAUUGUAUUCAAAUAAAUGAUUACAUACAUCAUAAUGUACACUCUUGAAAAAAGCUACAUAGAAUCAGAGAGCAUUUUUUUUUAAUGUUAUGGAAACGCUACCGAAAAUAAUAUAUGGAAAUACUCCUGGCUAUAAAACAUCUCAUAUUUGAAGCUGCAGUUUCCAGAAUAAGUGGAGUAAUAACUGGACAGACAAUUUAAUUUUGCUGUCUGUGGAAAAAAUAUUUUAAUCAAAUUUCACUGUAUUUUGCUUACAAAAUCAUUUGUUUGUUAUAUGCCAUUUACUGAAAACUUGCAACAGUACUUGAUGCCAACUUAUUACUCUUGGCCUAUAGGAUCUGUUUAUCUUAGAUACUAGUGCUUACUAACCUAGUUACUAAAUCUUCACAUUGACGUGGAUCACACUACCUUAUAUGGAAUGAAAACAUAUAACAUGCUUAGUGCUUCUGUAAAAUGCAGUAAAUACUGGUAUUUUAAUCCGUAAUUGGCAACUUCGACAUAAGCAGAUAGUAAAUAUUCUGUUGACUCAGCAAAGGUGAUAAUUUGGGACUAAAAUAUCCCAUUUUUAUCAUAUUCUUUGAAAUAGUGCUGGAAAUUUUGGAAAGUUAACAAAUGUAAAGAAGUUGCAUGAAGGUUAUAGAGAGAUGUAACUAUUUGUGUUGACUAACUAUUGCAGACGUUUCAUACUUAGUUUGAAGCGGAUAAUGACAGCUAACAUCCUCAGCUAAAAGUGUUGUUUGUAUAAUGAAUUAUCUUUUUAUUUAUGAAAAUAAAAUAAUUUUACUUA